Molecule: messenger RNA, 507 nt
Organism: Cucumis melo (muskmelon)
Lineage: Eukaryota; Viridiplantae; Streptophyta; Magnoliopsida; Cucurbitales; Cucurbitaceae
Product: zinc finger protein 5-like
Exons: 1
Coding region: 1-507 (168 amino acids)
Biological process (GO): gibberellic acid mediated signaling pathway; trichome morphogenesis; cytokinin-activated signaling pathway
Cellular component (GO): nucleus
Molecular function (GO): DNA-binding transcription factor activity; transcription cis-regulatory region binding
Source: RefSeq, a predicted model, not a curated record
AUGGACAAAUCAUUCUCUUUUGAUUUUCUCUCCUCCCAGAACAAGCCGCUGAGACUAUUCGGAAUUGAACUAAUCAACAACGUCCCACCAGCACUGUUAGAAGAAAAAGAAGAGUCAAGAAGAGCAAACCAUUCUUCUUCUUCUUCUUCUUCUUCUUCUUCCAUCACACGCCGCCUGUGUGGUAACCUCGAUGACAGACCAAUGAGAAACGUCAAGACUAGAACACUAUUCCACUGCCAGUAUUGUUUGAAGGAGUUCACAAACUCACAGGCAUUGGGCGGUCACCAAAACGCCCACAAGAAGGAGAGGCUGAAGCAGAAGAGACUCCAGAUUGAAGCACAAAAGUCCAGCCUUCGUCGUUACCUUCAAAACUACUUCAAUUCCCAUUUUUCCCAUGAAUUUGAUGGCUCCCACAUCAGCUUCACCUUCCGUACCAGUAAUGAUUUUUCUGUUGCCGCUUCUGAUCCUGCCUCUGCUCCUGAAUUUCGUCUCUUCCCAUUCUUCUGA